Molecule: messenger RNA, 1137 nt
Organism: Protopterus annectens (West African lungfish)
Lineage: Eukaryota; Metazoa; Chordata; Ceratodontiformes; Protopteridae
Exons: 1
Coding region: 1-1137 (378 amino acids)
Source: RefSeq, a predicted model, not a curated record
AUGGAGGGCACAGACACAGAGAAGAUGGAGGGCACAGACACAGAGAAGAUGGAGGGCACCGACACAGAGAAGAUGGUGGGCACAGGAACAGAGAAGAUGGAGGGCACAGACACAGAGAAGAUGGAGGGCACAGACACAGAGAAGAUGGUGGGCACAGACACAGAGAAGAUGGUGGGCACAGACACAGAGAAGAUGGUGGGCACAGACAAAGAGAAGAUGGAGGGCACAGACACAGAGAAGAUGGAGGGCACAGACACAGAGAAGAUGGUGGGCACAGACACAGAGAAGAUGGUGGGCACAGACACAGAGAAGAUGGUGGGCACAGACACAGAGAAGAUGGAGGGCACAUACACAGAAGAUGGUGGGCACAGACACAGAGAAGAUGGUGGGCACAGACACAGAAAAGAUGGAGGGCACAGACACAGAGAAGAUGGAGGGCACAGACACAGAGAAGAUGGUGGGCACAGACACAGAAAAGAUGGAGGGCACAGACACAGAGAAGAUGGAGGGCACAGACACAGAGAAGAUGGUGGGCACAGACACAGAGAAGAUGGAGGGCACAGACACAGAGAAGAUGGAGGGCACAGACACAGAGAAGAUGGUGGGCACAGACACAGAGAAGAUGGUGGGCACAGACACAGAGAAGAUGGAGGGCACAGACACAGAGAAGAUGGAGGGCACAGACACAGAGAAGAUGGUGGGCACAGACACAGAGAAGAUGGUGGGCACAGACACAGAGAAGAUGGUGGGCACAGACACAGAGAAGAUGGAGGGCACAGACACAGAGAAGAUGGUGGGCACAGACACAGAGAAGAUGGAGGGCACAGACACAGAGAAAAUGGUGGGCACAGACACAGAGAAGAUGGUGGGCACAGACACAGAGAAGAUGGAGGGCACAGAGACAGAGAAGAUGGAGGGCACAGACACAGAAAAGAUGGAGGGCACAGACACAGAGAAGAUGGAGGGCACAGACACAGAGAAGAUGGUGGGCACAGACACAGAAAAGAUGGAGGGCACAGACACAGAGAAGAUGGAGGGCACAGAUACAUAGAAGAUGGUGGGCACAGACACAGAGAAGAUGGAGGGCACAGACACAGAGAAGAUGGUGGGCACAGACACAGAGAAGAUGGUGGGUGA